Messenger RNA from Adelges cooleyi (spruce gall adelgid), 1566 nucleotides. RefSeq names its product SAC3 domain-containing protein 1. The transcript has 7 exons. NCBI's taxonomy places the organism in Eukaryota, Metazoa, Arthropoda, Insecta, Hemiptera, Adelgidae. The record is from RefSeq and is a predicted model, not a curated record. Gene Ontology annotation, cellular component: spindle; centrosome; nucleus. The coding region runs from base 106 to 1086 and encodes 326 amino acids. Gene Ontology annotation, biological process: spindle assembly; centrosome duplication.
UUAAAAAUAAUAUUGUAUUAAUCUACUAAAUCAAGUUGAUCACUUUUGAGUCUAGAAUUUAGAUGAAAUACGUUUUUAAUAAAUGGUUAGAGUAUAAAUUUAGUAAUGACAUCAAUCAAAGGAACAUGCAUGCAAAUGUGCCCCAGUGAAGAAAUAAAAAUGCGAAAAAAUAAGAAACUCGUACAUCAACUUGAGGUUACUGCAAAAAAUGAAUGUGAUUCUAAAAAAAUGGUAAAGUGCUUUAGUCGCUCAGCCGCUGGUCGGGUACUAAACAAGCCAUCUCUUUUACGACCUCCGAAAGUACUGAGCGACACCAUCACCUAUCUACUAAAAGAAGUUCUUCCUUGUACUGAAGUGCCAUUUAAUGUGAUUUAUGACUUCAUCGAUGAUCGACUGAAUGCAGUUAGGCAAGACGCUACCAUUCAGCAGGUUUCUGAUCAAAUAUGGGUGAAAAUCUUGCCGCCAAUUGUGCGUUUUCAUGCAUAUGCUGCUUAUAGAUGUUACAACUACGAUGUAAACGAGUUUGAUCCGUUUUUAAAUCUGAAACAUUUUCAUGAGUGCAUUUUUAAAUUAUUGAAAAUAAUGCUAGAAGACAGUAAUAAACCAAUCGUCGACGAAAAAGUUUGUUCGGAAAUAGUAUCCUUGAUGGUUGUUACAAAUUUAGGAAAUCAUGAUUUUCUACAGCAAGCUCUACCAUUUAUUACAAAAAAGUGCGAUUUGAUUAGAAAAUCAAUAAUGCUGUCUUUAAAUAUAUCAAAUGGUUAUUUUGGACAACUUGCCAAACAGUAUAAAGAAUUUCCAACAUUACAUCAAUGUGUAAUCGCUGUACAACUACCAGGAUUAAGACGGCAGUUUUUAGAAGAAAUAUCAGUUGCAUAUAACAGCAAAAAUAAUAACUUACCAAUUUUAUUUUUAAAAGAAUCAUUGCUUCACGAUGAUGAUCAACAAAUUUUAAAAGAAUGUACUCAUUAUGGUUUAAAAAUUAAUGAUAAUAAAGUGGAAGCAACUAAAAGUUUGUUCAAAAACGAUGUUGAUGAGGUAAAAUUAUUGAAACAGAUAAAUGUGGACUGUAGACUGUGCCUGUAGCUGUCAUACUCAAUGGACGAAUUUCAAGUAUUUUUAAUAUUAACGUGCUAAUUUUGUAUUCAAACAUAUUUUUGUCGUAUCUUUAUAAUUUAUACUAUUAUUCAAGAGGACACCAUUUUUGGAGUUUUCAAAUUUAAGCCAAAAAUUAUGCUUUGCCACUCUAAAUCUUUGUAUUAUCAUCAUCAUGGUCAUCAAACAAUUAUCACGAUUUUGAUACUAUUAGAAAGAUCAGGACUUACACUAUCCUGCCUCAAUUUUUUUUAAUUUUUUCGUUAAAUAUAUUUGUUUUUAAAUGUAAAUAACUUAAAAUUUCAAAGUAUUGUAAAAUCUCUUCGAGACAACAUAGUUUAAGUACUUUUUAAAAAGUUAAGUAACAAUUUGCAUUUUUGGUAAAGCUAUAUUAAGAAGCGAAGAGUUCAUUUUUUUUGAAAACCUUUAUGAAAUCUAAAAAGAAUUGUGAUUUAUGAUAAGACUGAUAAA